GGCUACAUGUUGCCCAACAUGCCAGUGCAAAUGUUUUCUCAAUUAGGUGUCUUAUCUCCGGUGAGCGCGCUCGCAUCAGAUGAAGCUUGCUGACAGCGUAAUGGCAGGGAAAACCUCGGAAGGCUCCAUCAAAUGGCAGCUCUGCUACGACAUCUCAGCCAGGACCUGGUGGAUGGAUGAAUUCCAUCCUUUCAUCGAAGCCCUGCUGCCCCACGUCCGGGCCUUCGCCUACACAUGGUUCAACCUGCAGGCCCGCAAGAGGAAGUACUUCAAGAAGCACGAGAAGCGCAUGUCCAAGGAGGAGGAGCGCGCCGUGAAGGACGAGCUGCUCGGCGAGAAGCCCGAGGUCAAACAGAAGUGGGCGUCGCGCCUCCUGGCCAAACUGCGCAAGGACAUCCGGCCCGAGUUCAGGGAGGACUUCGUGCUGACGGUGACGGGGAAGAAGGCGCCGUGCUGCGUGCUGUCCAACCCCGACCAGAAGGGCAAGAUGAGGAGGAUCGACUGCCUGCGCCAGGCGGACAAAGUCUGGAGGCUGGACCUGGUCAUGGUGAUUUUAUUCAAAGGGAUUCCCCUCGAAAGUACUGACGGGGAGAGGCUGGUAAAGUCUCCUCAGUGUUCGAACCCCACCCUGUGUGUGCAGCCGCACCACAUUGGAGUUUCAGUCAAGGAGCUGGAUCUGUACCUGGCCUACUUCGUGCACGCAGAAACCGGCCAAUCAGAAAGCCCCAACCAGGCCAGCGAAUCAGAUAUCAAGGAGCAGCCGGAGAACGGUCAUCUGGGUUUUCAGGACAGCUUCGUGACGCCCGGCGUCUUCACGGUGGCCGAGCUCGUCCGAGUCUCACAGA
Micropterus salmoides (largemouth bass) is the source of this 845-nucleotide messenger RNA. Its product is annotated as nuclear factor 1 A-type. Gene Ontology annotation, cellular component: nucleus. NCBI's taxonomy places the organism in Eukaryota, Metazoa, Chordata, Actinopteri, Centrarchiformes, Centrarchidae. The record is from RefSeq and is a predicted model, not a curated record. Gene Ontology annotation, molecular function: DNA-binding transcription factor activity, RNA polymerase II-specific; RNA polymerase II cis-regulatory region sequence-specific DNA binding. Gene Ontology annotation, biological process: regulation of transcription by RNA polymerase II.